This is a messenger RNA of Guillardia theta CCMP2712, 939 nucleotides long. RefSeq lists its product as hypothetical. The transcript is spliced from 2 exons. The record is from RefSeq and is a predicted model, not a curated record. The coding region runs from base 1 to 939 and encodes 312 amino acids. NCBI's taxonomy places the organism in Eukaryota, Cryptophyceae, Pyrenomonadales, Geminigeraceae.
AUGACCAAGAAAACAGAGAACAAGAGACGGCAAGAAUCUACAAGCGAUGAAGUAUCGACGAAGAGGACAAAGAAGGGUUUGAAGAAGGAGGAAACUCCUGCAGAAAUUAUCGAUGAAGGCUGCUGCGACGAUGAAUCCUGUGAUGGAGGUUGCGAAAUGCUACAUGACUCUUCUCCGGUAGAGUUGGUAGUGGGGAAUACAUUGUCUGUCUUCGAAGAGCUUCAGACUGUCGAAGAGCUAGAAGAAGCUUUUGAUCAGGUGAAAGAAGGAGUGAGGAACAUGCUUUACACGGCCACUCUGAACAAAAUGUUCGAAAGAGUUCUUUCUCAUCAUGGAGAAAAGGUCCUGUUCGAAACGAAAGAGAAGAAGCAUUUGAAAGAGCUCUUUUCCAAGUGUGCUGUCGUCUCCCACACGAAAUCCAAGGAUAAGGACUGGACUCUUGGUCCUCGGCACGAAUACUGCAGUGUAUGCAACACAAUAGCAAUCGAAUCAGUUGCGGGCACCGUUCUUGUAACUAUGGAGUGCUAUUGGCAUGAAGAUGACAAUGAGGGCUUUGUAGAAGAAAUGAGUCUUACAUAUAGUAUGGAGGGGGAAGAGGACGAGGACGAGGACGAGGACGAAGAGACUGGGAGCAAGAAGAUGGAUGAUCACGAUGAGACAAGUGAUGAUGAGGAGAAUGAGAUUAUAACUAUCUUUGACGCAAGAUUUGCUUCACGCGGAGAAUCCACAUUUAAUCUUGUCAAAGCAAACUACGACGAGAUUUUCAAGAUGGUUGACUGUAAGGUUUCGAAGAGGUCCCUCCUCCGUUUUUUAAUUUUGUGCCUUCGUGUGGAAACCGCAAAACUCAGAGGCAACAUGGGAAGCAUCGCAACUGGUGCAGAGGAACAAGAAGAUACUGAGAUGAUGUGCAACUUUUUACUGCGUUUCAAUCUGGACUGA